AAAACCGUUGCUUUAUCUCACAACAAAGCCAAAAACCGCAGAAACAAAACGGAGGAGCUCCGACACAGCCGCUCUGCCCAAACAAAAGUUUGCUCCCACAUCCAAUCAUACCAUUAUAAAUCCGAGAAAACUCAACCAGCCUUGAUUUUUACAAAUUUUAAUCUUUCUGGGAUUCUUUUAAGUUUUCCAAAGAACCAUUUUUUCUCUUCAAGUUCUCUUGCCUUUUCACCUCUCUAUUCCGGACACCUUGCUACUCCUGCCAUUCUUCAAUGGCUUCCCUUCUUUGGCUUCUCUGCUAACGUCUCCUCCAUCCAUCCCCUUUCCCAGUGAAAAUUUAACCAUGGAUGAGAAUGGUAAUGUGAAGCUGUCUGGAAUCCGGCAGAUUGUGAGGCUGAAGGAAAUCCUUCAGAAGUGGCAAACUGUCACCCUAGGUCCGAAACCAGACGUCCCCCAGACAAACUGUCCUCGUGGGAGCAUCUCACCGGUUAUUAACAAAAGGCUGGCCAAUGUUAUGAACUGUGAUUCCGAUGAGGAUGGCUGUCACAGUCCGGAACCACCACCUGAUGUGCCCAAAGGGUAUUUGGCUGUUUAUGUUGGGCCAGAGCUUCGGAGGUUUAUCAUUCCUACAAGCUAUCUUGGCCACUAUCUCUUCAAGCGUUUGCUGGAAAAGGCUGAGGAAGAGUUCGGGUUUGAUAACACAGGUGCACUCACAAUCCCUUGUGAGAUUGAGACCUUUAAGUAUCUCCUGAAGUGCAUGGAGAACCAACAGAAGGACCACCCUGCUGGCAGCCCUGUUUCUGAAGAGGUCCAUGGUUGAUUUAUGUUGCAACUAGCAGAUGCCUACCAUAUACACACAUUUUGAUCUUUUAGCUAGUCAAACCAUUUUUCUCUUAUUUUAUUAUUAUUAUUUUUUUUUUUGGUGAUUUUGCAGCUGAAGAUUCGUUAACCAUUGCGGAGUAGGUAAACAAUACUGGUGAAGAUAAUCUAGGGCUGAUCUGGUGAAGCAAGAUCUCCUUACCAUGCAGAUAUUUUCCAUUUCUUUACCCCCUUCCCCCCACUUUGUUAAUUGACAAGUAAUAGGAAAAUUUUAGUUAGAAAAAUUUCAAGAUGUAUUGGCAUUAGUAGAAAGUAAUUGUGCAAGCUUCCCUGUUGUUACUGGAACAUGUCCUACAUCUGAUUUCUGAUUGAAUAGAUAACAAGUUUACAU
Messenger RNA from Rubroshorea leprosula, 1207 nucleotides. Lineage: Eukaryota; Viridiplantae; Streptophyta; Magnoliopsida; Malvales; Dipterocarpaceae. The record is from the annotation of a GenBank genome assembly.